UCUAAUACCAAAUUUCGUAGUGGAAAAUAAAAUCCAUUAUUAUGAAAAUAUUCGAAAUACUUUUACAGAUAUACUUUUACAAAUAAACUAAUUUCAAACACCUGUUUUUUUUUAAGAGAAUAAGUCCUCCUCGUUCAGAGAAUCUGCCCACGCCGAACGCAGUUAUUGGCUGUCAAACUCCGCCGUUAUCUUAUAAAAAGAGGUGAUCGCACGCUUUCUCCCAAAUUUGCUCAAUAUCCAUGCGCCCAAUCACAGCAGCGCCAGUUUCUGCCUGAGAGAAAAGGAACUUUUCAUAUUUUGCUUUUGAAGAUCUCGGUUAAGAUGAAGGAUAUCAUUAAAAGAUGUAGCUCAGCCUUUGUCAUGCAAAUUAUGCUCAUUCAUAUUCAUUUUACUUCUCCAGUGAAUUCUCUGCCAAGAAGAUUUCUUCAAGAUCAUUCAAAUCACAUUUUGGAUCAAAAAUGGAAAGUUAUAGGACACAGAGAUGCAAAAUAUGAACAUCCCUUCCAUCAAAUAAAUGCCAAUCAGGAGCUGUUUCUACGAAAUGAGAAAUCUAGAAAUCAAGCAAGUAUGCUGCCUAUUGAUUUGUCAGGAUUGAGCAAAGCAGGAGCAUCAAGAAUUAAAGAAAUAGAUAUCUCUGUCUUAUCUCGUAAUCCCGAUCCCACACUUCCAAUCGCACAAGCACCUCAUGGUAACAAAAAAAUUAUGUUACUUGAUCAGAUAGACACAAGUUAUGACAGGCUUCCUAUUGUCAAGCCUCAAGUUGUUCGCAAUCAUCCUGUAUUAUCCUACACAGAAAGGAAAAACGGACCUAUUUUUCCUUUUAUACAUCUACCUUUUAAGGUGGUAACUUCAUACCAUUCUAUUUCAACAGAUAAAAAACAUGAUGGUAACUUUAAAGCGAAAAGCAAUCAUUUAACAAAAAUGGAGAAUGAACAAAUAUAUGCAGCAAACUUCAUAUUACGAUUAUUGUACCAAAUGUCAAAUAAUUACUAUGGAGAACAUUUAUUUUAAAAAGUAAAUGAAAAUGCAAACGGAAAUAAUAGUAAAACUUUAUAUUUGGAUGCAUAUUUCAUAUUUCAAGCCUUAUGUAAUAUUAUGUAUAUUUCAGUACUGUUGAAAUAGUUUGAAUUGAAUAUUUUAAGUCUAAUAAGGGUAAGAAAUACAUUGCUUUAAUGCAGGCAUUUAAAAAUAAAUGUACAUGAACUCUGGUCAUAAGACAUUUCUGAAAUUUAAAAUAUCUAAAAAAAUCAGUAAUUUUAUAAAUGCGAAAAUAAUGCAAUCCAAAAUAAUAUUAUAAUAAAACUGGUAUACAUAGUUUAUGCAUGUAACACAAAUAAUUUUAGUAUAUAACAUAAUAAUUGAAAAAUAUCAUUCCAAAAUACUGACAGAAAUAACAGCCUAAAUGCUUUAAGCAUUAACAAUAAAAAUAUCUACAUUUCAUACUCACAGCAUAAUUUAAGAAAAUCAAGUGAAAUUUUAUGCUUGCAAGGUUUUAAAGCUGAAAGAUAAUUUCAAUAGAUUUUAUUCUGAUCCCUUCAACUUCUCUGUACAAAAAUAUAUCGUUAAACUGCACUGAAAGUACAUGACUGCACUUAAAUACGUUAAACUGCAUUUAAAUACUGCACUGAAAAUAAAACUUUGCAAUAGUUAUUGUCAGGUAAUGAUCAACUUAAGCUUAUCUAGCCCUUUUCUAUUUUAUUUAGUUUUUAACUUCAAAUAUGAGAACAUAUGGAAUAUAAUUCUGUAAUUUGGACAAUUUAUUAAAUCCCAUAAAAUUCUGCAAAAUACUUAAAUAAUUAAUUCUGUUUAAAGAAUUAAAAAGGAAACUUAGCACAACUUUUCAAAACCAUAAAUUUAAAGAAUGCUCAACAUAGUCAAGUCAAAAGGUGAUUGAUGUAAAUAGCAUUAAUUUGUCUGCAUUAACCCUCUGAGUGACACAGCAUUUAUUAACUAAAUUUGAAGAAUUACUUAUUUUAGUUUCUCUUUUCAUAAACUUACACUCAUUAAGAUGAUACUUACAUUAUUAAAGAUAGUGAAAAAGCAAAAUAUUUUAAAUUAUAAGCUAAUAUACAUUAAGUGAUAAAAAAUCUUUUGACUGGAUACAGUCAUGCCAUUUAGGAGGUUAAAUUUUGAAAGUUUCAUGAAACUGAAAGCAAAUGAGUUUAACAGCAAAUUAAAAGUGAAACUGUAACAGUCUCUUUUACAACUACAUGAUAUAUUCUAUUCCAAUAAAAUAACAAAUUUUCCUGCAGUAUAAUGUUAGCAAAUGCCUAUCCAAUUCUUAAAAAAUGAAAUUAGUAUUAUAAAUAAUUAAUACAUGUAUGUAAAACCUGCUUACAGAGUAAAAUAAAUUUGCAGAAACUCCA
Messenger RNA from Stegodyphus dumicola, 2366 nucleotides. RefSeq lists its product as uncharacterized. NCBI's taxonomy places the organism in Eukaryota, Metazoa, Arthropoda, Arachnida, Araneae, Eresidae. The record is from RefSeq and is a predicted model, not a curated record.